This is a messenger RNA of Parnassius apollo (apollo), 975 nucleotides long. The record is from the annotation of a GenBank genome assembly. Lineage: Eukaryota; Metazoa; Arthropoda; Insecta; Lepidoptera; Papilionidae.
AUGUAUAAAACUAUAAUAGCAGUAAGCAAAACUUAUAAGGAACUUAAUUGCGUUUUCGCGAUAUGUGACGGAGGUCUAGUGAGCGAAAUGCGGGGCGCUCACUGCAGGAGGACCGCGGCCUGGCUCGCCGCGCUCGCGACUCUCCUGCUUUCUUGUCCGCCGCUGAGCUCGGCACUUAAUAUGUCUACAACUACGGAAUUUGAUCCUUCUCAACGUGGCAAGAAGAUGUACGGCGACUCCUGUACCACGGUGGUGGAAUGUGGGUAUCCUGAUUCGAUAUGUGAUGACAACAUCUGCCGCUGUGAUCCUUCUAUGCCGAUUACCAAUGAUUUUGACAAAUGUGCAAAGGCUGCCGGAAUAAACGAGUCGUGUAUGUUUAACCAGCAAUGCGAAGCUACUGUGAUCAAGACACACUGCAGGAACGAACGUUGUGUCUGCAUGUACGAGAUGGUGCCUGAGGUUACAGCGACUGGUGAAAUUAUUUGUAAAUCUCAAAAGUAUGUAGAAGAAUCCACACGGACUCUCGAUCCAGCAAUGAUUGGCGUUUUGGUGGGCAUGGCUCUGAUGUUUGUGAUCAUUUGCGUCGUUCUCAGGCUAUUCAGCAGGGCUCGUUGGAGGGAGAACCGAACAAUUUUUAACACACCCAACCCCCGGCUGAUGAACGUUUCCUUACUACGUGAUUCUAAACUAAUUCAUUCCCAGGAUCGUCGUGGUUCGCGUUUAAGCAUGCGUCCGCCCUCGAGACAAGCUAGUCAGCAGGAACUAAGACCUCAUUCGCCUAGUCCAGUUCCCGAUUACCGCUCUUGUUCAAUGUUUUAUAUUAUAUUAUUCCAUCAAUUUGUACUGUUAUUAAAAUGUAUACAUGAUUUCAUCUACCUACAGCACGCCAUCAUCAAAGCCAUCAGCUACACCGAAAGUCCUCAGGAUCAAGGCGUGGGUCUCGGACAAGUAGUGGGCAUUCAGCCACAUCCUUAA